Phyllopteryx taeniolatus (common seadragon) is the source of this 2463-nucleotide messenger RNA. Its product is annotated as homeodomain-interacting protein kinase 1-like. The coding region runs from base 60 to 1397 and encodes 445 amino acids. Gene Ontology annotation, biological process: peptidyl-threonine phosphorylation; peptidyl-serine phosphorylation. NCBI's taxonomy places the organism in Eukaryota, Metazoa, Chordata, Actinopteri, Syngnathiformes, Syngnathidae. The transcript has 8 exons. Gene Ontology annotation, molecular function: protein tyrosine kinase activity; ATP binding; protein serine/threonine kinase activity. Gene Ontology annotation, cellular component: nucleus; cytoplasm. The record is from RefSeq and is a predicted model, not a curated record.
CCCGCGGUCAGGGUGUUUCUCGGCUGUUGCACCUCCGGACAAGCUGACUGGGGCUACCCAUGUCCUCGACAGAAGAGCUGGGCGCACAGUCGGACGACCACCCGGUCCUCCCCAGGAUGGACUCCUCCGGCUCCGAGGACAAUCAGUUUUCACCCGGAGCGCGAAUUCACUCCAAGUCGUCCAGCUACGACGUGCUGUCUGUCCUGGGUCGCGGAGCCUACGGGAACGUGGUUAAAUGUCGGAAGACCACCGACAACAAGACAGUGGCGGUCAAGACCAUCAAGAACCACGGAACAUCGGCCAAACGGGCCAUAUAUGAGAUUCUGGCCCUGUUAAAAAUCAAAAAGAUGGACGCUGACAAAUGCCACCUGGUGCAAUGGUACAGCAUCUUCAGCAUCUCUGGACAUGUUUGCAUUGAGUUUGAGCUGCUGGACAAAAGUCUGUAUGACUUUGUAAAAGAGCGAAAUUUCCGGCCUCUCCAGCUGAAGGAGAUCAGGCCCAUUGUCCAUCAGCUGGCGGACAUGCUGGACCACUUGAAGGUCUGUCAGAUUAUACAUGCAGACCUCAAGCUAGAGAACGUGAUGCUGGUUAACCAGUUGCAGCAGCCCUACAAGAUUAAAGUGAUCGACUUCGGCCUGGCCGCUCAGGUGUCCACUGCCAAACAGGGCUCGCUUAUUCAGACACUCCCCUAUCGGUCUCCAGAAAUCCUGUUGGGUGCACCAUUCACAGAAGCCAUAGACAUCUGGUCUGUGGGGUGCAUUGCUGCUUUUUUAUACACAGGCGCUCUGCUGUACCCUGGAAAAAGUGAAUACGACAUGGUCAGGUACAUUGUGGAAACUCAAGGCCAACCUCCGGAUAAUGUUCUCGAAGCUGGACUGCAGACCAGCUGCUUCUUCCAGAUGGAGCACAACUUCAGCUGGAAGCUCAAGACACCAGAACAGUAUCAGAAAGAGACAACCUCGGCAUCCAAAGAGACCAGACGCUUUAAAUUCCGCUCUCUUGAUCGCCUUCUUCAUUUCCAGCCGGGGAUCUUGAACACCAGGCACAUCGCUAACAAAGCCGCCAAGACGGCCGACGUGCAGAAGUUCGUGGAGCUACUGAAAGGAAUGUUGCAGCUUGAUGCCGCCCAGCGGUUGACGCCUCGCCAGGUGCUGGAGUACGACUUCAGCAGCAUGUGCCAUCUGGAGCCCCUUCAUGACACCAGCUCACACGUGCAGUCGUGCUUUCACAUCAUGUCCGUGUGCUCCAACAAGGCCAUGUUACAAUCUCUUGGCGGGACUGGAUUCGACCCAUCCGAACUAAACGAGACGCACGAUGACGAGCCGUGCUGCGGCAGCCCUGCGUCACCUGAAGUGUACGAAAUCAUGGCCCACGACGAGCGGUCAGACCCAAGUUGACACAAGGAUAAACAGGAGAUGAUCGCUUGAUGAGAAGGGACGUGCUUUCGCUUCAUCCCUCUACAUUAGUUACAAUUACAAACUCACCCAUGGAUAGUGGUGGAGCCUUCGUAACCUGUACAAUGUAUUCAACAGGUAACACCCAACAAAUCUUAAGAUUAAGUUUCACAAAAAUGCUCCCAUUGUUUGGAUAAUGUGUUGGAUGUUGCUUAUGUACCAAACAAUGUUCUGUCUGAAUAAGGGCUGCAUGAUACUGAAGAAAAAAAAAUUCACAUUGCAAUUUUUUUUAACGCUGCAAUAUAUAUUGCGAUGUGAAAAAAUAUAGGACAACAUACUCGUGACGUGAAAACUAGCACACAUUUCUUUUAUUACCCUGUCUGUAUUUUUUGGACAGUUUAUAAUAGCUUUGGUAGAAAAAAAAUUGCUUAUUCACUAGAGCACAUAAGUAUACUGAAGUCUACCUGUAUUUAAAUAUACUGCAGUACAGUGGUCCCACCCGAAGAGUGAAAAUGCAUGAAUAAUUGAAGGUCAUGACAAUUGCCAUGAUUUUGUCUUUCGAAAAAAGCAUGGAUAAACAGGAAAAUGCCGCCAAUAAGCGGUUUCUGCGAAAAAUGGGGGCAGGUCCCCCGCCCACAAAAAAUUUGAUGAAAAAAAAAAAAUCUCGCAAAAAUCCGCAAAUAGAUGAGUCUGCGUACGCCGAACUGCAAAUACGCUGGGGUCUACUGUAUUGAGCAGGGAACGUUAAAAUUUGUUUUCAUGCCCAGUUAUUCUGUAGUACAUAUAUCCAUUCCAAAUUUUUUUGGAUGAAUUGUUUUUACACGUUUUAACAUAAUAUGCAUCAGUAUUUCUAUAUUUGAGUCCCAUUAGUUUAAGCAACAGUCUUGUGUACACCUUAAGUUUGUCCCCAGUGUAGCCGUAGCCCCCUCCCCUGAAGUGAUAUCUGUUGUGACGUGCAUUCGUUGCAUUCAGAAGAGCGAUACAUUAAAUGCAGGCGUGCAAUUGUUUUCCCUUGUCCUCGUUAUUGGUUAUCGUACUAUAUAACUUGUACAGCAUCCAGUACAACACU